This is a messenger RNA of Cladocopium goreaui, 4161 nucleotides long. NCBI's taxonomy places the organism in Eukaryota, Dinophyceae, Suessiales, Symbiodiniaceae. The record is from the annotation of a GenBank genome assembly.
AUGAAAGAAUGGCAGGUCUUUGAACAUUGCUGCACUGACGGAAAGUCGUUGAAGCAGCUUGGCAUUCUUUUGGCCUGGACAGUUGUGCAAGGUGGCCACCACGAGGUGACUGGGGGGAAGCUGACUGCUUUGUCAAGCCUCCUCCCCGUGAUAUUUUUCCAGGGUGCUGGCAUGUCUGCCGUGCAUCGGUCCCUGAAACGGGGGACCUUACCUUUGCGUUUGGGCCGACUGGAAGACUUGGUGGAGCGGUUGAUGCACUGCUCAUACCGAGAAAUCCUAGGGCCUGAUUUCUCCUUUCUGCAUGGUACAGAGAGCUGGAAGCUGCUUUCCCUGCUCUAUAUCAACUGGUUGCACGGAUGCCGUGGCGCGCCCCGGGGCCGCUGGCGUAAGUGCGACCUAGUGGCCCUUUUGAAUAUAGAGGCCAGUGUACAGCGAGUGCUGCGGCUAGAUCACGAAGCUGGUCGGACGGCAGCCGAGGUGGAAAAAGAGCUGAAGAACCGGUACGUCACUUACACAGGUGAAGAGGUACCAAAGAUGGAGAGUUUGAGUUUUGAACAGAUUUUUCCAGCACUGCCCCCCGAGGGGCACGGCGGUUCUAUUUCGGUUUUGGAAUGGACGAAGGGGAGAACAAGAACCUGUUUGAAUAGGCCCUCCGAAUGCAUUGCUCCUGAUGAGGGGCAGUCCCUGCCGAAGCUGCAAGCUAGGGUUCACAUACAAGAAGGUGAUCGCAUGAGGGUUGCUGAGUUGCUAGUUAAGAGAAAGAUAUGCGACUGGGUGGAACUGGACCAUGUGAUGGAGUAUCGAGGUCAAAAGGUGUUGAAUGGACUGUUUGGGGUUGCGAAAGCAGCCACGUUACCCGACUCACAGGAUGGGUCUGCGAUAGGAAAGGUCAAAGGCAGGAAGUAUGCUCUUGCGUGUUGCGUGUUACCUAUGGGUUGGUCGAGUGCAGUGAGCGUCAUGCAAGAGAUCAGCCAACAACUACUGGAAAGGCAUGGGUUUUCGCGCGCGCAGCAGGUUCUUAGGACACGCCCACUCCCGUCUUGGAUGACUUCAGUGAUGGAGGAAGCCGGGGCUCAACAUAAAGCAUGGUUCCAUGUGUAUUUGGACAACUUCUUUGCAGGGGAAAAGGUGAAGAAAGGUUCACAGGCUCUGGAGGUCGAGAAGGUUCAUCAAGAUGCUGAGGCUGCUUGGUCAUCGGCAGGUGUCUUGUCGUCCGAGAAGAAAAAGAUCAGAGGAGCCCCAGCAGUUGAGGAGCUUGGUGCUAACCUUGACGGUGUGUCCCAGUUGGUCGGUGCCUCUGCAGGUAGGCUGUUAAGGUUGCUCCAAACUACUUGCUUGCUGCUCUCUAGAACUUGGAUCCCUCGGAAAUGGUUGCAAGUGGUUAUGGGGCGCUGGGUGCAUGUUCUUCAGUUUCGUCGACCGGGUAUGGCUGGGACUUCGCUGGUUUGGAGGUUGAUUGCUGGGAAGAAGAUCUCAACGGCGGUGCAGUUGGGCGCGCGCGUAGGGAGUGGUGCUGUGGGCAAGGCUGAGGAGCUGACCUGUGAGGGUGAGGACUUCGCAAGGUCUUUUUGUUGGCCUAGGGGCUCUCUGGUGCAGGUUCCCGUUUUGGUGGUGUCCCUGUUCAACGGUGUAGGCUUUCCAUGCGUCGACCUCUCUGCAGUGAAGUACAAUAGGCUCAACCUAGAUGGUCCUGAAAGUGGUCUGUUCCGUGAAGUGCUACGGGUCUAUGAACUUUUGCUUCAAGUCUUUGGUCGUAAUUUCAACAUCAACUUCUUUGUGGAAAAUGUGGCCAGCAUGGAUAAGAAGGCUUCUCAAGAAAUUUCAGAGUCGUUGGGGGUGCGUCCCUACCGUGUACAGUGCUCCGACGCGGUUCCUAUUUCGCGGCCACGUUUCUGUUGGACGAACCGUUCACUCCCCCUUCUACCAGGCGUUCAUGUUACUGACAAGGGCGACUUUUUGGAAGUCCAGGCUCCUGCUGCCUACCCCCAGAAUGAACAGUGGUUAAGGGAAGACUCCAUAUGGGCCCCAGACGAUGCUGAUGCGGUAUUUCCCACUUGCAUGAAAGCCAUACGUCGCCAGAGACCUCCACCAGCACCUGCUGGACUUUCGCGUACUCCCCCAGAUGCUCGAGAAAGAUGGGCGGCAGACAAUUACAAAUACCCCCCAUAUCAAUACAAAGACCCAUAUGUGAUCUGGUCGGAGAAGGGUUGGCGCCUUCUCGAAAGUAGUGAGCGCGACUUGCUUCAUGGGUAUGGAUGGGAGCACACGGCCCUGUGUUGGUCAGCUAGUGACAUAAAGAGAGACCCUCAAGGCUUUGAGGGUCAAAGAUGCAGCCUUAUAGGCGACUCCUUCAGCGUCUUCUCCUUUGUCAUUUUCGCCUGGGCCUCCUGCUUUCCCUACCUUCCUACCCUGACUUAUGAGCACCUCACCAAGCGUAUGGGUAUGGCUCCCGGGUUCUGUGCGCCGCUGGACGCCACCUGUCCGCUGCAGCGUACUCUCUCAUAUGGUUCUGCUAUAGGCACCCCGAUGACGGUGGGACAUCUGACGAUAGCCAUGGUGCGUCUCAAAAGCAUUGCUGGCACCAGAACCCGCCGUGCAAGGCGAGAAUCCCGGAAGGGAAUCGUCUUACGAGACUCCGGUAUCACUAAGGCCACUCAAGCCCGAUAUUUUUGUGCCGUUUCACUUCUUUGCAAGACGGUCCGGACCGCCUGUGACAUGGAAGACUUGGAUGACCAGGUUGGUGACUGGAUUGAAGAUCAGUUCAAGCAGGGGGCGCCCAUUAACACUGUGGCGGAUGCACUCAGUGGACUCCACUUCUAUGUGCCGUCAACCCGAAAGAGACUUCCACUAUCCUGGCGCCUGUUUGGGACAUGGCGGAAAAAGGAGACACCGUCUCGGGCACCACCAAUUCCGGAAGACCUUUUGUGGGCAAUGGUUUCGUUCGCAGUUCAACAUCAACUCUUUGUUUUUGGGUGCCUGUUGGCCCUGGGAUUUCACUGCUUUCUCAGAACGGGGGAGUUGCUGGCCAUCAGGCCGUGCGACCUUCUGUUGCGCCAUGGAAAAGGCAUUGUAAACCUCCCUGCUAGUAAAGGAGGAACCCGACAUAACGUCAGGGAGUCAGUGACCAUCGAUGAUCCGGUGGUGGUGACACUCCUCGAAGAAUUGGUGCACGCCAAAAGAGAGGCUCACUUAUUCAGGGUGCCAAUUUGGAACCUUUCUGGCACCAGAUUUCGUGACACAUUUGCACAGGUGGUGGCCUUCUUUAAAGUCGAGCACCUCAGGUUCCGACCUUAUAGCCUCCGACGCGGAGGUGCAACGGCGUUUUUUAGCCAAUUUGGGCUAAUGGAGAAAACGUUACUCAGAGGCCGUUGGGCCAGUGUCUCUGUGGCACGCCUUUAUUUGUGCGAUGCGCUGGCGCAGCUGCCGAGCCUUGUCGCUGCCAAGCCUCCAGCACAGCUGGACGGGGCACGUGGAAGAGAAUUUCAGCAGGAAAUCAUCACCGGAGCCUUUGACUCGCAGUCCUUGGGCAUCGGUGGUGCUCAUGUGAUCGCGCUGCGCCAGCCUGCCCUCUUCGAGCCAUCUGCGGCCAUGGAGUCGGAGGAAAAGAUACCGCAGAUGAAGUUCCAGGCUCGCAAUGUCAUGAGCAUUGAGAAUGCCGUGGACAAGCAUCAAAGGACCAUUCUGGAUGGCGAGCCCCAGAAGUUGGGUGUGCGAUUUGAUGAGCGGCUGCCAGUGCGGAGCAUUCGGAAGAAGUACGGCGACCGCCGAGCCAAAACAGACUUGGAGGUGAAGCCUCCGCCCAUCUCCUUCCGCAGUGAGGAGAUGUACCGAGAGGACAAGGGCACGUAUGAGUCCAUCUCUGACUUCAUGAACGGUGUCCGAAGGCCGCUCAAGACACGAGAAGGUGCUGACUGGAAUCAUUCCCAGCACCUGAAUUCCAUGCAGAACAAGACCAAUUGCUUCAAGAGUAGCCAAGCAAAAGCCUGGCAGGCAGUGACGGAGAAGCAGACUUUCGAGAGAUUGACCAGCUACCAGGCUCCACCAUCCUCAGCACGGAGCUGGAAGGACAUGAAAGCUACCGUGCCUUGGGACAAGAUGAGACAGAUCUCCUGGAAGCCUUCCUCCGAGUUGACUCCCUUGGCGCCAAUGUCUGCCAGAUGA